CCUCGUUCUUUUAAUGGGUAACUUCAGCAUAAAACGAAUUAGAAAUGAGAUAAUUUCACCAAACGCUACAAACCGCUGUCCAUGUCAAUUCCAAGAAAAGCCAAAACUAGUGAAAUCAGAACAAAAAGUCCAGAACACUCUAUUCGUAGAUGUUAAUCGGCCGCCACCUGGUCCGAUUUUGGCUGAGUGUAGUGUCCUGGACGCAACGAUGGAUUCUACAGAGUCGGGUGAGGAAUCCAGAAAUCAGAAUUCCUCGGCAAUCUCUACUCCAAGGACUCCAACGGAGGAUGAGGUGCUGCAUAUAUACAGAAAUGUGUCCCAAUUGGCGGAUAUAGAACGCUAUCUGAAUAUAUUGUACACACCCUUUUCCUGCUUGGCCACCACCUCAUCCAAGUACGAUCUCUGGGAGCUGGAGAGUUUUAUUCCCCAUGCUCGGUACGAUCCCGAAAGACACUUGGCUGUUUCGGUUAAUCGUCUAAUGCCAGUGACCAGCCUGAAGAUAUAUCCCAAUGGCAAUAUAUAUUGUCAGGGUUAUAGCCGUGAUGCUACCCGUCGAGGUGUGAUCAAUAUAAUCGAAGAGCUGAGGGACUUGGGCUAUAACUCUCGUUUGCGGAGGUGUAAAUUUAAUGUGGUCAACGCCACUUUUAGUGUGCCCUUUCAUCUGAAUUUGGACCAACUUCACUUGCAAAAUCCAAGCUUUGCCCAAUACGAUCCCAUAAAGAACCCAUUUGUGACCUACAUAUUGUGGGGUACAAUGGUUAAGUUCGCCAUAUUUCCCACGGGCUACGUAUACGUAAUGUGUGCAAGCACUCGAGGACUCGCCAAGCUGGCCAUAGCAAAGCUUUUGCCUAUCCUGUAUUGUUACAAGGGUUCAGAGCAGGAUGAAAGCGAACAGAGCCUAAGCUGUGGCGAUAUCAACUACAAAGUGCUUUGGGAAAAAUAUUUUCAGGAUAACGACCCCUCAGACUAGUGGAAAACUUAUUGAAGAAGUUCUUGAACAAAUGAGAUCAAUUUAAAAAGAAGAGAGAUUACCAAACUUCCAAAAUUAUAUCAAUAAG
Drosophila gunungcola (fruit fly) is the source of this 1058-nucleotide messenger RNA. RefSeq names its product TATA-box-binding protein (gene Trf5). Gene Ontology annotation, molecular function: DNA binding; RNA polymerase II general transcription initiation factor activity. Lineage: Eukaryota; Metazoa; Arthropoda; Insecta; Diptera; Drosophilidae. The coding region runs from base 14 to 970 and encodes 318 amino acids. Gene Ontology annotation, biological process: DNA-templated transcription initiation. The record is from RefSeq and is a predicted model, not a curated record. The transcript has 3 exons.